AUGGUUGGGAGAAAGAGGCCCUUCAGCGAGAUUUCAACUUCGCCCGGUUCCUUCCCCCUUCCUAAGCGCGGGCCUGCUGUAGAGGCAUCGCAGAAACCUGCAAGCACCAGUCACGCUGACCGGGGAAGCGACGACAUUAUUGAGAGCACGGACUCUGAGACCGAAGAGAGCGACCAGGAGAGUACGGACGAGUCUGAGGAUGAGGUUGAGAGUGUCCCGCGCAAGGUGCCUACCUUCCUGUGCAAGACGUGCAAGAAGGGAUUCUCUCCGAUGCUCUAUCUGCACGAGAUGGGUGGCGAGUGCCCAGGAAAACCAACCACCCCGCCCAACGAGAAGUCGACUAACGAAAAGCCUCAACCACCAAAGGAAAAGCCUCAGCAAAAGCAAAAGCACCAACCAAAGCAAAAGGCGGCGCCAAAAGAGAAGACGGUCUACUGGUGUGCGAUGCCCGACUGUGCCUACACCACAACUUCCGUGGCUUGGUUCAAAAAGCACUGCUUGAAGCGACACAACAAUGACCAAACCCAGCCUGGAUGGGAUAAGCCCGAGAUUUCUGAUACUGAAAGCACUGUCCCCAACCCCAAGGCCACCACUGAAGCAACCCCCGACACCACUACCAUUGCGCCGACUUCUGAGAGAGCCAAUAGUCCGCCUAUCACUGAGUUCACUCCCGAGCCUGUUUCUGGACCGUCGACUCCUCCACUGCCACCAACUCGCAUUCUUUCGCCCACUCUCAGCCUCUCCUCCCUUAGUAGCCUCUCCGACAUCUCUGAGGAGGGAGACUCAGAGAGCGAGUGA
Coprinopsis cinerea okayama7#130 is the source of this 798-nucleotide messenger RNA. RefSeq lists its product as hypothetical. NCBI's taxonomy places the organism in Eukaryota, Fungi, Basidiomycota, Agaricomycetes, Agaricales, Psathyrellaceae. Bases 1 to 798 code for a protein of 265 amino acids. The record is from RefSeq and is a predicted model, not a curated record. The transcript has a single exon.